UCUGAAAAAGAAAGAAUGAAAAGUCACCCAAAAUUAAAUAAAAAAAUAAAAACAACAGAGACGUAGAAAAUCGUGAAAUGAUCUGUCAGUGACUUCUGAAUUUAUCAUUGCAUUAUCUCAGUGGAGUGGAGGGAGAAACGUUGGAGGGAUUGGGUAAAUCAGCUGAUAAGUGACAAGAGUCGAAUGCUGACAAGCGCACAUCAUUGUUGGUUAUGGCGACAAGCAGCUCAGAAGGAUCCUGCACAGCACCAGCUGAUUUUCAAUUAUCCUCAGAGUUGGAAGACGUGUCCGAUCGUCUGAGUGUUAACUUGCUCAAGUGUCCACUUUGUCACAACAAUAGACGUGUUUUUUACUGCAAACAGUGCGUUCACAAUGGAGAUUUUGGUCAUUCUACGCCUGUUUACUCUGAACGGUUUGCGGAUAAACAGUUACGGUUGUUACGGUUGAAGGCAGCCAAAUCCCAGCUCGAGGAAAAAUGGGCGAAGGCAUUUGAGAGACACAGGCAGAAGGAUAAAUUGAUAUGUGAUAUUAAUAUGUGCAAGGAAAGAGUGAAACUCCUGCACACUCUAGUUAAUGAGACGAAGCAGAGUCUGUCGAAAGGCGAAUUUUCGAGGAAUAUCUCUGGAUCUAAGGGAGAUAACAAUAUCUUUCUCAGGACCUCUUUUGUAAAGUGGAAUGAUAGCUGCACAAAAGGUCACCAGCGACUGAAUAUCCUGAAGGACGCCAAUUCGCAAAUGGCUCUGCGUCUUCCGAGGGACGAGGAGAGAGUGGAGAAAUUACGAAAAUUCGUUAAUGGACUUAAAAUGAAACAGGAGAAGCAGAAAGAGGGCGUCGAUAGGAAGAGACAGCAGUUGAAGAGAGUCAUAAGGAUAGCAGCCAAACAGUUGACUCAGUACAUUUUUCCUCUGAACGAAGUCGAGACUAAUCGAAGUUUAUGCAGCAGUGACGAGGAGAGUCCAAACGCCGAUGUUGUGAAAUGUGCAUUGGCAGAUGCUUCAGGUACUUCGUACGUGCGAGGACGAUGGAUUAGUGAUUCUGAAAAUAGUUUAGAGACACCGCAUCGAAUAGUAGCUCCAACAUUGCCAGGUUCUGGAGAUUACAGUGCAUAUUCACUUUGGGUUACUGCCAAUAAAGAGGGUGUCCCAGGAAAUAAUAAGGAGAAUUUUGUGCACACUCCAGCGUACAAUAUUAGUGCUGCAUUAACAUAUGCCACACAACUUGUCAAUGUUCUCGCGUAUUACGUCAAUGUCAGAUUACCUUACAAAUUAUCUCAUGGGGAAUUCUGCGGUAACGAGAUGUCAGACCAGAAAUUUGCGAGAAAAGUUGCUAGUCUCAACAGCAAUGUUCUCCAUUUGUGUUUCACACAAAAUACAGAUAUCAAUGUACUACACCCAAUGCACACACUCCAGAAUCUAAUGCACCUGCUGAAUACAGGGAUCAGUGAUCUGGGAAGGAUUGGCCCCAUGGAGGUGGAUCCAGGGAUUGUUGAUCAGCUCCACUGCCAGCUGACGUCUGACCUCGAAAAUAGCGAUGACUCGGCAUCAGACGAGGAAGAGGACACCUUCAAUUGGGAGUGGGAAGCCGUACCGAAUGUCGCGUGUCCUGAGAUGACAGUACCAAUUCCUGGUACGAUAUUAAAUCAGCAGAUAUCGAGCAUUCAGGUGAAUCAGAGUGUCGCUGAGGGCCUGGUGACGAGUGCUGCUGCCAGCAUCGCCUCCUUCUGGCGUGGCUGGACUACAAACAAAUAAUCUCCAUGUUACGGAUUUUUUUUAUAAAGCUUGAUUCAUCAGUGAAUAUCGCACGAGGGAGAUUAUUCGAUUGUGAAAAAAUCAGAAAAUCAGUUCUGAAAUUAUUGACUUCAGGUUUUCUUUUUCAACGAAGAAAUAAAGCAGUUUUGUGUAAA
Molecule: messenger RNA, 1903 nt
Organism: Fopius arisanus
Lineage: Eukaryota; Metazoa; Arthropoda; Insecta; Hymenoptera; Braconidae
Gene: Atg14
Product: autophagy related protein 14
Exons: 9
Coding region: 213-1748 (511 amino acids)
Biological process (GO): autophagosome assembly; cellular response to starvation; mitophagy
Cellular component (GO): phosphatidylinositol 3-kinase complex, class III; extrinsic component of phagophore assembly site membrane; autophagosome
Source: RefSeq, a predicted model, not a curated record